AUGACUGAUAAUGUUACAAUGAUCAUCAGCGUAUCCUUUGCUGGGCAUAUUUUGCUGACUGGCAAGGUUAUAUGAAGAGCUUUUAUUGAAGCACCAUGUUAACUAAUAGCUCCUGGUAUUUUCUGCUUCCCUUCGUAGGGAAUUUAGUUAUUUUAUUUUAUUUUAUUAUUUAGCUAAUUUAGCUAUUUUAAAAUAGCUAAAUUUUAGCUACUUUUUUUUCAAUUGACAAAGAAGGAUGUCUAAUCAAAGACUACAGCUGAUUUUUUCUCUGUUGUUUAUCUGCUUCUUCGGGGAGAGUUUCUGCAUUUGUGAUGGAACUGUCUGGACAAAGGUUGGAUGGGAGAUUCUUCCAGAAGAAGUACAUUAUUGGAAAGUUAAGCAUUCUCCAUCUCACUGCCUGCCUUAUCUUCUGGAUAAACUAUGCUGCGACUUUGCUAACAUGGAUAUAUUUCAGGGUUGUUUAUAUCUCAUUUAUAAUUUAUUACAAGCUGUCUUCUUCAUCUUAUUUGUUUUGUCUGUGCAUUACCUGUGGAAGAAAUGGAAGAAACACCAAAAAAAGCUGAAAAAGCAAGCCUCCUUAGAAAAACCUGGUAAUGAUCUAGAAAGCCCAUUGAUCAACAACAUUGACCAAACACUCCACAGAGUGGCAACCACAGCAUCAGUGAUAUACAAGAUCUGGGAGCACAGGUCUCACCAUCCUUCCUCUAAGAAAAUUAAGCACUGCAAAUUAAAGAAGAAGAGUAAAGAAGAAGGAGCCAGAAGAUACUAAAUAUAUGCAUAUGCAAAUGUAGCUUAGUCAAAUAUAGAUAUCACAAAAGAAAUCUAUCAUCUAAGGAUAAAAAUUGUUCUUUGGAAACCUUUAUAAACUUUUUGCCACAAUCUUUACUAAAAUUUUCCAAAGAA
Molecule: messenger RNA, 903 nt
Organism: Pan troglodytes (chimpanzee)
Lineage: Eukaryota; Metazoa; Chordata; Mammalia; Primates; Hominidae
Gene: TEX50
Product: testis expressed 50
Exons: 2
Coding region: 236-769 (177 amino acids)
Source: RefSeq, a predicted model, not a curated record